Molecule: messenger RNA, 1126 nt
Organism: Aspergillus homomorphus CBS 101889
Lineage: Eukaryota; Fungi; Ascomycota; Eurotiomycetes; Eurotiales; Aspergillaceae
Product: alcohol dehydrogenase family protein
Exons: 2
Coding region: 24-1094 (356 amino acids)
Molecular function (GO): oxidoreductase activity; zinc ion binding
Source: RefSeq, a predicted model, not a curated record
CUUCUUGACUCCAGUCAUACAGAAUGUCGCUCCCCAAGACUAUGCGCGCGGUCGUCUUCCAAGGCCCCUAUGAGGUGGCGGUUGAAGACCGACCGACUCCCAAGUUGCAGACUCCCAAGGAUGUGAUCCUGAAAGUCUCCGCCUCGGCGUUAUGUGGCUCGGACUUACAUUUCUACCGCGGCCAUCUGAAAUGUCCGACCAACUUCAUUUGCGGCCACGAAUUCGUGGGGAAGAUCGCGGAGAAAGGCGUGGAGGUGACGGGCUUCGAGGUCGGGGAUGAGGUGGUGGUGCCCUUUUAUGCGACGUGUCAGGAAUGCUAUUACUGUGUGCGUGGCCAAGCCAGUCGCUGCAGUCAGGGCUUUCUAUUUGGAAACUCCGUGCCGGCCAACACCAUCGAUGGGGGACAGGCCGAGUAUGUGCGAGUGCCGUUGGCCGCGACCACGCUGGUGCGCAAACCCCGCGGAGUGCCCGACCAUAUGCUGGUCUUGAUGGCCGAUAUCUUCCCCACCGGUUAUUUCGCUGCCUCGCGCUUUCUGAACAAUCUCGCUCCUCGCGACCGCAGCGAAUACACCGUGGCCAUCGUCGGGUGCGGCCCGGUCGGGCUCUGCACCAUCGUCAGCGCUCUCACCAUGGUCUCCACCGUCUACGCCGUUGACUCCGUGCCCGAGCGUCUCGCCGAGGCCGAGCGCUUGGGUGCCAUUCCCAUCCCUUUAUCGUCCGAUCCAGUCAGUAGAAUCAAGGAGGUGACCGAUGGACGGGGAGCCGACGUAGUCAUCGAGGUGGUGGGCCAUGCUGACGCCUUCAUGAUGUGUUUUGACAUGGUGCGACCGUGGGGGACAAUUCAUUCCAUCGGGGUGCACAGCGAGAUGCUGCCCUUGAACGGCCAGCUGUGCUACGGCAAGAAUGUUACCAUGGCCUUUGGACGCUGUCCCGUUCGGAGUAUUUUCGACGAGGCAUUGGCUGUCUUUGAACGAAUUCACCCCAAAUUGGAGUUCUUGUGUAGCCAUGUGGUUGACUUGGAGGAAGCUCCCCAGGCCUAUCGCGACUUUGAGGCCCGGAAGGCGCAUAAAAUUGUGUUCCGGCAUGAGAAGUAACCAAAACGGGAUCGUGUGCCUUUAGUAUGAAU